This is a messenger RNA of Brettanomyces nanus, 1074 nucleotides long. RefSeq lists its product as uncharacterized. The coding region runs from base 1 to 1074 and encodes 357 amino acids. Gene Ontology annotation, cellular component: endomembrane system. The record is from RefSeq and is a predicted model, not a curated record. The transcript has a single exon. Gene Ontology annotation, molecular function: acyltransferase activity. Lineage: Eukaryota; Fungi; Ascomycota; Pichiomycetes; Pichiales; Pichiaceae.
AUGGCCAUUAUCGCCUCUCAAUUGAUCAUAUCUGCACUCUUUUACAAUUACCCAGCUCGAAAAGAGGCUAUGCUGCAAUUCACUAAGCUGAAUUUUGUCACUCUUCUCAUCCACAUCACUAAUAAGGUCUCUCCUACUGAGCUCAUAUUCACCUUUAAUGGCGACUCUUCUCUAUUAAAGGAUGUUGUUCUUAAGGAUAAAGUGUCCAAGAAAUACUCGCUACAUUUAGAUCCUCAUGCCAUCAUCAUAGCCAAUCAUCAGAUCUAUUCUGAUUGGUUGUUUGUUUGGUAUCUUGCCUAUUUAAAUAACUGCGCAGAUCAAAUCUUCAUCGUAAUGAAGAAGUCCCUUCAGAGAAUACCUGCCAUUGGGUUCGGAAUGCGCAAUUUCAGCUUCAUCUUCCUCACCCGGAAUUGGGCUGCAGAUAGAGACUACAUGUGGCUUCAGUUCAACAAGAUCUGUCAUUUGGGUUCUAAAUGUUGGGUGUUGAUCUUCCCUGAAGGGACCAAUAUGAGUAGUGGCACCAUUGUAACAUCCAACAACUUCGCCAAGAAGAUUGGCAGUAAACCUACAAAGUAUGUGCUACUGCCCCGUGCUAGAGGCCUCUAUUUGUCGUGUAAAAGUUUGGCUAAGACCACUUCUACUCUGUAUGAUCUUACUUUAGGUUACAGUGGUCAUACCAGCGAACAGAUGGCUCAGGAUAUAUACUCUUUGAGGAAUAUCUACUUGCUUGGAAAAGCGCCACAGACUGUCAGCAUUCAUAUUUCUGCCUAUAAUUUGCAGAAUGACAUCCCCAGAGUGGAUUUUACGGGGACUGCUACUUCACCUCUUUCUACAGAACAGGAGGAACAUGAGAUCGAGCAGUUCAACGACUGGCUAGCCAAGCUUUGGUACAAGAAAGAUCAAUGGAUGAAGCAUUACUACGAAACAGGAAAGUUCCCUGAUACAGACGGUAGAGAAUAUAGAGUCCAAUUAAAGUUGAGGAAUAGAUUGGAGAUCUUUAACGUGUAUAUAAUUCCGGCUUUAUCAGUCAUGUUUGCCUAUCUAAUUUUCAGUGCGGUGAGAUUAAUGCUAUAG